AUGCAAUUUCUAUCGAGCUCGUAUUUCCAUCUCCCCAUAGACGAGGACGAGGACGGUGCACACGCCGAGAGUUCAAAGCAUAUAUCCUGGGCACCUGCCGACGACCUGGACUCCGACUCCGACGGGUCCCUUCCAUCCUCCUCGUCUUCAUCAUCUCUUCACUCGCAGUAUGGUCCCACUCCUCCCCCCGCACGCACGAACAAAGCUGUUAUCAACCAGAUCCUCAACGAGAACGAUCUCUAUCGCAUCCUCGGAAUAUCCAGAACCGCUCGCAUAGAUAAGUUAUCCCUUCGCCGUGCAUAUCUAGCGCGGAGCAAAGCAUGUCAUCCAGAUAAAUUCCCUAACAACCCUGAAGCCACACGCGCAUUCCAAAAAGUUUCUCUCGCAUAUAACGUCUUGAGCAAGCCAUCCUCGAAAAGAUCCUAUGAUUCUCGCUCCCCCAAUUCUUCUUAUGAUAUUUUCGCUGCUCGUCCUUAUCCCCCUCCCGAGGAGACAUUUCGAAGCGUAGUCAUUGGCGUGUUUAACGACCUCCUCGAUGGCGAUCUUGAGAUGAUCCGGACCUUGCUCCGGACUGUGAACGACAUGAACCCUGCCCUCCGGCUCGGCGAGGAGGGCAUCAACUCCGUGCUCUUCACCCUUCAGUCCAUCCGCGAGCGCGCCCUGACGUGCCGUACGUGCGUCCUGGCGCUGCACACUGAGCUCACGCGCCUGCUCGAGGUGCAGCGCGCGUUCCGCGAUCUUUCUUACUUUGACCUCCGCCGCCGUUCCUGCCUCACCAUCCGCCUUGCGCGCCUCACCGUCGCUCUCCCCAUCGCCCUUGAGCAGGCGCUGCGUGCGCAGCGCGACGAGGAGUACGCCCCUGACAGGCCUCGUGAUGGCGUCGGCCCUGGUCCCGGCGACGGGAGCGCGCUCCUGAACAGGCGUGUUGCGACGCUCCUCCGCGGGCUGGUGAUCGUUCUCGAGCGUAUGGAACGCAUUCUCGGAUAG
Sparassis crispa is the source of this 987-nucleotide messenger RNA. RefSeq lists its product as hypothetical. NCBI's taxonomy places the organism in Eukaryota, Fungi, Basidiomycota, Agaricomycetes, Polyporales, Sparassidaceae. The record is from RefSeq and is a predicted model, not a curated record. Gene Ontology annotation, cellular component: endoplasmic reticulum membrane. Gene Ontology annotation, biological process: cellular response to misfolded protein. The transcript has 5 exons. Bases 1 to 987 code for a protein of 328 amino acids. Gene Ontology annotation, molecular function: Hsp70 protein binding.